GCGGCAGCGCCCUCACCGAGCGAAUUGCGAAUUUUGAAGUUUAUCCCAGCUGGCGGCGUGACAGGCAAAAACAAGCGCAAGCAAGCCGAACGCAAAAUAAUUUUGUUCACUUUGGAAAUCGUCCUGAAAAAUGAUUAUUACGAGUGCCGCUGGAAUUCUCUCGCUCCUCUCGGAGCCGAUGCCAGAGCUGAAGAUCUACGCCCUGAAGCAACUGGACACCAUUGUGGACCAGUUCUGGCCGGAAAUCUCUGAGGCUAUCGAAAAGAUUGAAAUUCUAUAUGAAGACCAGAAUUUCGCAGAACGCAAACUGGCCGCCCUGGUUGCCAGCAAGGUCUAUUUCCACCUGGGCUCUUUCGAAGACUCGUUGACUUACGCCCUUGGAGCUGGCAAUCUUUUUGACGUCAACUCGCGCACUGAAUAUGUUGACACUAUAAUUGCCAAGUGCAUUGAUCAAUACACUGCUCAACGUGUCCGUCUGGCUGAAGCUGGUGACCUGAAUGGCGGCGCCAUUGAUGAACGCCUGACCAACAUUGUACGCAACAUGUUUGACCGUUGCCUCGCUGAAGGGCAGUAUCGUCAGGCCAUUGGAAUUGCCUUGGAAACCAGAAGCAUGGACGUGUUCGAAGAUGCUAUCACUCGUGCUGAUGAUAAGGCUGGGAUGCUCACCUAUGCCUUCCAAGUUGCAAUGUCCUUGAUCCACCAGAGGAAAUUCCGACAUGAAGUCCUGCGCAGUCUGGUCAAACUGUACCGUAACCUUUCCACCCCUGACUAUGUCAACAUGGUCCAGUGUCUCAUCUACUUAGAGGACCCUCUUUCAGUUGCCCAACUGCUGACAAAACUUGUGCAAUCUAACGAGGACAAUGCUCUGAUGGCGUAUCAGAUUGCAUUUGAUUUGUACGACUCUGCCACUCAGCAGUUUUUGGGUCAGGUCCUUCAGUCCUUGAAGGCAAGUGCUCCAGUUCCAUUUGAGGAGAAGAAGGAAAAGGGAGAAGGCGAGAAGCCAGCAGAUUUGUCCCAGAAGACUCCGGAACAGAGGGAACAGCAAGCACGCUUUGAACAGCUGGCAAAAAUCCUCUCUGGAACGGUCACCAUCGAACUGCACUUGCAGUUCCUCAUACGAACUAACCACACCGACAUGCUCAUCCUGAAGGCCACCAAGGAUGCUGUCAGGGUGUCUAUUUGCCACACUGCCACUGUCAUCGCCAAUGCCUUCAUGCACAGCGGAACAACUUCUGACCAGUUCCUCAGGGAAAACCUUGAGUGGCUUGCCAGAGCCACAAACUGGGCCAAACUGACGGCCACUGCAUCUCUUGGUGUUGUUCAUCGUGGUCAUGAGACGGACGCCUUGACUCUAAUGCAGAGCUAUCUGCCUAAGGACUCUGGAGCCUCUUCUGGUUAUUCCGAGGGAGGCGGUUUGUAUGCUCUGGGUCUCAUUCACGCCAAUCACGGUGUUGGUAUUUGCGACUACCUUCUUCAGCAGCUCAAGGAUGCACAGAACGAGAUGGUGCGUCAUGGUGGCUGUCUUGGUCUGGGCUUGGCAGCUAUGGGCACUCACAGGCAGGACGCCUAUGAACAGCUGAAGUACAACCUGUACCAAGAUGAUGCUGUCACUGGAGAGGCUGCUGGAAUUGCCAUGGGUAUGGUGAUGCUGGGCUCCCAGUCUUCUGAUGCUAUAGCAGAUAUGAUAGGGUAUGCCCAAGAGACCCAGCAUGAGAAAAUCCUGAGAGGCUUGGCCGUCGGCAUUUCACUGACCAUGUAUGGCCGCCUCGAGGAGGCCGACACCCUCAUUGACACUCUGAUUGGCGACAAAGACCCAAUCCUGAGGCGCUCUGGGAUGUACACUAUUGCCAUGGCCUACUGUGGCACAGGCCACAACGAGGCCAUCAGAAAGCUGUUGCAUGUUGCAGUCUCCGAUGUCAAUGACGACGUUCGUCGCGCCGCUGUCACUGGACUGGGCUUCCUCCUCUUCAGAACUCCAGAGCAGUGUCCCAGCGUUGUGUCUCUCUUGGCCGAGUCCUACAAUCCCCACGUCCGCUACGGAGCUGCCAUGGCUUUGGGCAUUGCCUGUGCUGGAACUGGACUCAAGGAAGCGAUCGCCCUUCUUGAACCAAUGACCAACGAUCCGGUCAACUUCGUCCGCCAGGGCGCCUUGAUUGCUUCGGCCAUGAUUUUGGUUCAGCAAACUGAGAUCACUUGCCCUAAGGUCAAGGACUUCCGUGCUCUGUAUGCAAAGGUUAUUGUGGACAAGCAUGAAGAUGUUAUGUCCAAGUUUGGAGCCAUCCUGGCCCAGGGAAUCAUUGAUGCCGGUGGCCGCAACGUGACUGUCACACUCCAAUCACGCACUGGACAUACCAACAUGUUGGCCGUUGUGGGAGUCUUGGUGUUCACCCAGUACUGGUACUGGUUCCCUCUGGCUCACUGCCUCUCUCUUGCGUUCACCCCAACCUGCCUGGUCGCCCUGAAUGGCCAGCUGAAGAUGCCCAAGCUGCAGUUCCGCUCGAAUGCCAAACCAGCCACCUACGCAUACCCUCCUCCCCUGGAAGAGAAGAAGCGAGAGGAAAGGGAGAAGGUUGCUACCGCCGCCCUGAGCUUUGCUGCCCGUUCUCGUCGCAAUCGCCACGGCGCAUCUUCCACUCAGGAGACCAAGAUGGAAGUGGAUGAGGAGGAUAUCAAGGAGAAGGAGGCAAAGAAGAAGGAAAAGGAGGCCAAGGAGAAGAAGGAGGAGGAGAAAAAGGAUGCUGAAAAGAAGGACGAGCUCAACUUUGAGAUUCUGCAGAACCCGGCUCGCUGCAUGCGCCAACAGCUCAAAGUCCUGCAAAUGACCGAAGGGUCCAACUACAACCCGAUGAAGGACUUGAGCAUUGGAGGAAUCAUCAUGGUCCGCCAAUCUCAGCCCGGUUCUCCGGAGGAGUUGGUCGAACCUGUUGCAGCCUUUGGCCCCAAAAUCGAGGAAGACAAUGAGCCGGAGCCUCCCGAGCCGUUCGAGUACAUUGAAGAUUAAACGCUGUCAUUUUUAAAUGACUGCUUCAGUUACAGUAUUUACAAAGAUUUGUUUUGCUUAAUAAAAAGAAAUGCUAAUUGAAAAAUUAAAAUCUGCCCUACAAA
Neocloeon triangulifer is the source of this 3105-nucleotide messenger RNA. It is a transcript of the gene Rpn2, whose product is annotated as 26S proteasome non-ATPase regulatory subunit 1. The coding region runs from base 131 to 3001 and encodes 956 amino acids. Gene Ontology annotation, cellular component: proteasome regulatory particle, base subcomplex; proteasome storage granule; proteasome complex. Lineage: Eukaryota; Metazoa; Arthropoda; Insecta; Ephemeroptera; Baetidae. The record is from RefSeq and is a predicted model, not a curated record. Gene Ontology annotation, molecular function: enzyme regulator activity. The transcript is spliced from 17 exons. Gene Ontology annotation, biological process: proteasome-mediated ubiquitin-dependent protein catabolic process; regulation of protein catabolic process.